AUGUUUGGCGUCAAAGACGCUAUAUUUAAGAUCAAACGUUCCCUUGCGGGUACAGAUUCCUCUGAUUCCACCGCCUACACAACGGCAAGUGAAACUUCCCCUCAAUUAAAAGAUUCACAUAACCCUUUUCGAAAUAAAACAACGUCAGAGAGAACCAUAGUUGAAGAUUGUUCUCUACCACCGGUAACGUUGAAUGGCUAUUCACCUUCAACCAAAAACAAACUUCUUACUCCUGAAAUGUGCGAUGAGAUACGAACUUUAAUGCCUACAAGAAUACAGUUGUACACAGAGUGGAACCUUCUAUAUAGUCUUGAGCAACACGGGUCUUCAUUGCAUUCCCUAUAUAGUAACGUUGCUCCAGAAAGUAAAGAGUAUAGAAGGGUGGGAUAUGUAUUAGUAAUAAAGGAUCGUAAAAAUGGAAUCUUCGGAGCUUACAGUAAUGAAGCUUUUCAUCCAAAUGAACAUAGGCAAUAUACGGGAAAUGGAGAAUGCUUUUUAUGGAAACUAGAUAAGGUACCCGAUGUUAAUAUAUCUGAGCCAAAAGGUAAAGAGGAAGACGAAAAAGAGGAGAGAUGGAGGUUUUCAGGUUAUCCUUACACAGGAGUUAACGAAUUUGCUAUAUAUUGUACAUCUGAAUUUCUUUCAAUGGGUGCAGGUGACGGACAUUAUGGCCUUUUGUGUGAUGAUGGCCUACUUCAUGGGGUAUCCAAUCCUUGCCAAACAUACGGUAAUGCAGUUUUGAGCAAAGAAGGCAGUAAGUUCUCCAUAGUAGCUUUAGAAGUAUGGCGUGUAGGAUAA
Saccharomyces mikatae IFO 1815 is the source of this 798-nucleotide messenger RNA. RefSeq names its product Oxr1p (gene OXR1). The coding region runs from base 1 to 798 and encodes 265 amino acids. The record is from RefSeq and is a predicted model, not a curated record. Gene Ontology annotation, cellular component: nucleus. Gene Ontology annotation, biological process: response to oxidative stress. NCBI's taxonomy places the organism in Eukaryota, Fungi, Ascomycota, Saccharomycetes, Saccharomycetales, Saccharomycetaceae. The transcript has a single exon.